Humulus lupulus (European hop) is the source of this 807-nucleotide messenger RNA. Its product is annotated as protein CHROMATIN REMODELING 5-like. Gene Ontology annotation, cellular component: nucleus; chromatin. The transcript has 4 exons. Bases 5 to 376 code for a protein of 123 amino acids. Lineage: Eukaryota; Viridiplantae; Streptophyta; Magnoliopsida; Rosales; Cannabaceae. Gene Ontology annotation, molecular function: ATP hydrolysis activity; chromatin binding; DNA binding. Gene Ontology annotation, biological process: regulation of transcription by RNA polymerase II; nucleosome organization. The record is from RefSeq and is a predicted model, not a curated record.
GCAGAUGGUAAGAAUGUUGGAUAUACUAGCAGAAUAUAUGUCACAUAGAGGGUUUCAAUUUCAAAGGCUAGAUGGCAGCACUAAGGCUGAACUGCGUCAGCAAGCAAUGGGUCAUUUUAAUGCACCUGGUAGUGAUGAUUUCUGCUUCCUUCUUUCAACUCGGGCAGGUGGCCUAGGUAUCAACCUUGCAACAGCAGAUACAGUUAUCAUAUUUGAUUCGGACUGGAACCCUCAAAAUGACCUACAGGCAAUGAGUAGAGCUCAUAGAAUCGGCCAACAAGAAGUUGUGAACAUCUACAGAUUUGUCACAAGCAAAAGUGUUGAGGAAGAUAUCUUGGAGCGAGCUAAGAAAAGAUGGUUCUUGACCACCUGGUGAUCCAGAAAUUGAAUGCAGAAGGCAGAUUGGAGAAGAAAGAAGCAAAGAAGGGGAGUUAUUUUGACAAGGUGUGUUCUAUAGAGCAGUCAGCUGAGAGUUGAAAGAUCGCUGCGAGAAAUUAUUUAAAGGCUGUAAGAAGUUUAUGUAAGUGUUUCAACAUUACUCGCACACAAAUUCCAAUGAGAAAAGUUGAUUUAUUUAUUUUUUUGGAAUUCUUUAGAAUGUUGAAAAUGGUCUUGUUUUGGUGAAACAGAAAGUAGUGAGAGUGAAGUUUAGAUUCUUUCCAGGAGUGCAAAUAGGAAUUGUGGAGAAAAUGUACAGGCUUAAGUUUCAAUAAACUUUAAUGAGAAUUGAUUUCAACAACUCAUAUCGACUCCUAAAAAAGGUAGUUAAAACCGACUAGACUUCUAACAAUAUGGUCUUUUACUAAC